Messenger RNA from Knipowitschia caucasica, 327 nucleotides. The record is from the annotation of a GenBank genome assembly. Lineage: Eukaryota; Metazoa; Chordata; Actinopteri; Gobiiformes; Gobiidae.
AUGAUUGUGAGGGUUUGGUGUGAGGGGUUUGAUGGGGGGGGGGGUUUUUGGUUGGUGGUUGGGGGGGGAGGUGGGGGUGUGUGUGGUUUGAGGGGUUUUUUGUGUGGUUUGGUUUUGGGGUUGGUAUGUGGGGUGGGGGGGGGGGUGGGGUGUUUAUUGUUGUGUUUGGUUGUUGGGGGUGUUGGUGUGGAGUUGAGUUUGGGGGGGUUAUGUUGGGUUGUUUAUAUUUUAGUGGUUGUGGUGGGUGGGGGGGUGGGUGGGGGGGGGGUGGAGGGGGGGGGGGGGGGGGGGGGGGGGGGUUGUGGGGGUUAUGGGGAUUUUUUUUAG